UCACAUCGUCUGUAAUGCAAAACCCCUCGCAAAAUCCUAAACCCCAAUUCUCUCUCUCUAAUACUCUCACUCUCAGCUUUCAAUCUCCCAAACAAAACUGACUCUAAUUUCCCAUAGUAAUGGCGGAGGAUAAUAUGGAUUCUGAUGCAUGCGUUGGGUCCAAACGGAGAAUUUCUGAUAUUGGAGAAACUCCAGUUCUUGUUAUUGAGCAACAACAAGAAUUUUCCAAUUCUUUCUCUACUGUUUCUCCUACUGAAGAAGAUAAUGAUUCAAAAGAAUCGUCUUUUAUUGCUACUUUACCUUCUCCAAAAGAAGACCAACAAUUCAUUCAAGAUAUUCCUAGUCCCUCGAAGAAAGUUAAGUCCUCUUUGACUCUACCUGAACAUAAUCAAGAACUAUUGGAUUAUUGUCCUCAAGAAAAAGCUGCUUUCUGUGAUUUGGAUUCUGGUUCUUCUGUAUCUGAUGGGAACGAUGAGGAUUAUUCAAGAAAUGUCGGGAAUUUGGAUGUGCAGUUGCAAGAAAGUGAACAGAAUCAAGAAAUAUUGGGUUCUUGUGGUCAAGAAAAGGCCCUCCUUUGUUAUUUGGAUUCUGGGUCCUUUGCAUGUAAUGUGAAUAGCGAGGGUUCUUCAAGCAAGGUAGGGAACUUGGAUGAUCAGUUGCAAGAAACUAAGAAUUUCGUGUUUGUUGGUGAAGAUAACCAUGGAGAGAUUGAAGAGACUAAUAAUGGUGUGAACAAUGAAGUGGGAUUCUCCGGAAUUGAAGAAUCUGAUAAACCUGGAGUCCUUAAGGAGUGCAAAACUGUUGAAAAUGAAAUAAGUUUUGUCAUUGAAGAGAAAAAGGAGACUUUGUUGGAAGCCAAGAAGAAGCAAUUAUUGGCAAAAGUUGAGGCUGGUUCAGUCUUUAAAGACAAAAUUCAUGUGGAAAACUCCCUGGGUUUUGACGCUACUGCAGGAAUCUUGGGGGGUCUCAAAGGACUCAAUGAGUCUGUUAAAAAAUCACUGAAGGUUGAAGUGAUUGAUGAUACAGCAGUAAUUGGUACUGUUGUAGUAGCAAAAACUGGCAAUGAUGGUGCAAACAAUGCAGAAAGGAAUUUAAAGAAGAAUGGGAAGCAAGAAGCUGAUGGAAAGAAGGCAAAACGACCAAGAAGAAAGGGGAAGGAUGUGAAGAAGGGUUUGGUGAUCAAUGGCGGACAAAAGAAAAUGGCCCAAGCUGAAAAAGAUAUGAUCAAUACAAUCCAAAUUGGUCAAUAUCACAAUGGUGAUCAAAAGAAUGGGGAUCAAAUAAGAAAGUACUCAAGGGAGGAGAUGGAGGCCCUGAGGUUUGUGAACAUUGUACAACAGAGGAAAUUAUGGAGAGUUAUUUACACUGGGCUUGAAGACGCUGUUAUAAAGGAGUAUGAUGACUUGGCAAGCUCAAGGCAUCAUCAGAAGAAUUUUCACCUGGACUUUGAUCCUCGGAAGCGGGUUGGAAGGAAGGAAGAUGCCUCUGGAAUUCUUGGGCAAGUGUGUUGUAGAAAUUUGGACAAAUUAGAAAACAUGGAAGAUGAUGAGGUAGAAAAUGUACAUCGACUGGAUCCUAGUUGUAGUGAGAGUAUUGGGGGUGAAGAUGCCUAUGUGGAAGGUGAGUCCAGUGAAGGAGAGGACAGCGAUGAUGAUUAUUCUAGCAUCCAAAGACCCGCCUUUCUUGUAGAAGGAGAACCGGACUUUAAUUCUGGACCUCCAGAAGAUGGUCUAGAAUAUCUUAGGCGAGUCAGGUGGGAAGCUGAUCAUAUUCCUAAAGUAAAGGUGGCCAAGCUUGAUAAAAGUAAAGUUAAUAGAGAGCAAAGCAUUUAUAUGCCUCAGAUUCCUGAGAUCGCCAAGUGUCCAGAACAUUUCCUGCCAUUGAAGCAGUGGGAGGAUGCAUUUCUUACUGAUUUUUCAGAGCUAAGGAUGUAUUUGUCUCGAACUGGGGAUUCCAGCAGUGAAAUUUCUUAUAAAUUGCAAUCAAUUGAUAUUGAUCAUGAGCAGAAUACUUCCUCCCAUCAGCUCGAUGAAGAUAUUAUUGUUGAAAAAUUUGCUAACCUCAGAACUGAUGAAGUCCAUUCCUAUCGACUGCUUGAGGAUUCCUGCCCUGAUAACAUCAUUGACCAGGCAUCUGUGGCAAAGACUGGGGACAGUGAUUCUUCUCGCAACUACCCUACAAUGUCUGCAAUUUUAGCAAUGGAUUCUGUUGCACGAGUUUCAAUGCUGAGGAAGCGCAUAAGCUUGGCAGAAACCAUGAACACACUAUCAAAAAAUGACUGCGUGUGGCUUUUUGCUCUAUGUGCGGCAGUUGAUACUCCGCUAGAUGCUGAUACAUGUGCUGCUCUACGUAGUCUGCUUCGCAAGUGUGCUAGCAUACGAGCUGUGAAAUCUGAGCUGGAUGAUGAGGUUAUAAUGCUUAAUAUUCUCAUUGCCAUUUCAGGCAGGUACUUUGGACAGUCUGAGGUGAGAUGAAGGGGGAGACCAUAGGCUAAAGUUGUGGCUGAGUUUAUAAUUACUCACCUUGCGUUGCAUUGGAUUCAUAGUUGCUGGAGAAAUUCAUUAGCUAUAUUAUGGGUGGGGGCUUCACUUCUUAGGGAUAAUUACGAGUUGCCUAUGAGGUUUUCCAUGGAUUUCACUUUUAGAUAUUAUAUACUAAAUUUACUAAUUUCCUUUUCUGUUA
This is a messenger RNA of Ricinus communis (castor bean), 2682 nucleotides long. RefSeq lists its product as uncharacterized. Bases 120 to 2474 code for a protein of 784 amino acids. Gene Ontology annotation, biological process: spliceosomal snRNP assembly. Lineage: Eukaryota; Viridiplantae; Streptophyta; Magnoliopsida; Malpighiales; Euphorbiaceae. The transcript has 4 exons. The record is from RefSeq and is a predicted model, not a curated record. Gene Ontology annotation, cellular component: SMN complex; nucleus.